GCCGAUUUGGCUCAACCUUUCAGGGUCGAUUUGCACACGAACCACAGGCCCGGGGCCCGGCGUUGACGCAAUAGUCAUCCGCUUGAGGGUUACCGAGUCCUUCCGUGCAUCACAUUUUGCUGCGAGGCGCCGUUGCUCUGACGGCACCGAGCAUCUGUCGACCGAUGCUUCAGGAGAUCAGGGUCGAAGACCUCGAAAAGACGGUGGCACAAAUCGCCAAUGACAUCAAGCCAUGGGAGUCGGGGAAUUUUCGAUACGUAAAGAAGAUCGAAGAUGCAGCAAGAAACCAUGGCAGAGUAGACUUGAUGAAUGGCAGCACCUAUAAUCGUGCCGUGGCAGUCAAGAAGAUGCCGAACAGUUGGGUUGAGAAGGGGCCAAAGGAAUUUGCCAAGAAGCACCCCAGCGAGUGCGAGUGUCCUUGGCGUAGCCUGGCGAUUCUCGUCGAACUCACCAAGCAGGGCUUCAAUGCCACCUGCCAGUUGCUGGACGUUUUCCGAGACGAUCACUACACCUAUGCGGUGAGUGAACUUGCAGCUGGAGGCGACCUAUUUUCCUGGUGUUUGAACCAUCCAGUUCCCACGGCAGAUCGCGAGUCAGAGAUGCUGCCGUUGGUGGCACAGACGUUCUCCGCAGUGGAAUGGCUUCAUGCGUUGGGAAUUGCGCAUCGAGACCUCUCGCUGGAGAACAUUUUGCUUUCAGGUGCGAACACCACCAAAGCGCCACGCGUCAAAAUCAUCGACUUUGGGAUGGCUCAUGUUGGGCGUAUGUGCCCAACGGCCACUACCCUUGGUCCAGGCAAACCUUCGUAUCAAGCCCCUGAGCUCCACUUGAAACGUGAGUAUGACGGCUUCUUGGCCGACGCCUUUUCGCUGGGCGUCGUGGUCUACGCCAUGGCCUUGGGAAAUUAUCCAUGGCAAUCUACGAAGCCGGGCCGGUCUCGCGUUUUCGAUUGGAUCUCCUGUCAUGGGAUCUUGCCAUUCCUGCAGCGGCGUGAAAUGGCACAAUGCUUUUCAGAAGAUUUGAUUGAGCUGAUGGCAGCGCUUCUACAAACUCAACCUGCACAGAGACUUGGUCUCGUCCAGUCUGGUAAGUGUAAGCAGGAUUUGCCUACCAUUUGGAACUGCAAGUGGCUGGCAUCCUCAGCUGCUCAAGGCCAGUGGCGAGCCAUUUCCAGCAAUUCAGUUAGCACCAUGGCCACAGAGACGGAAUCCGACGCUGAGGAGCAAGGCACAGGUCGCCCAGCGUUUGGAUUCGAUACAGGGGGGCUCGCAGGUUUGGCAUGCUGAUGCCGCGCUGGAGAAUCCACGCCCCAAGAGGCGGUUGAUCAAGGGCGCGGCCAAGCUGAGCUCCUGAGGAAACUUUCAGAUUUAGCCUUUGCCAUUGCAAGGUGGCUAGGCUGGCGGUAGCACCGGCCGCUCGUUGCGCUGUUGGGGCGGACUGUUGCGCUGCCUGAUGCAGUGGCCGUUGAGCGACCACGGGGUCAAGCGCAACAUCCGCCCAGCGCGAUGCGGUUUUCACAGCUGGAGCUGAGGAAUGGAUGGCUGGUCGUGGGGACCUUCGUCCCCACGAUGCAACCAUGGAAUUCUGAAUUGGGCUGCAAGC
Molecule: messenger RNA, 1602 nt
Organism: Cladocopium goreaui
Lineage: Eukaryota; Dinophyceae; Suessiales; Symbiodiniaceae
Source: the annotation of a GenBank genome assembly